Molecule: messenger RNA, 297 nt
Organism: Penicillium lagena
Lineage: Eukaryota; Fungi; Ascomycota; Eurotiomycetes; Eurotiales; Aspergillaceae
Exons: 1
Coding region: 1-297 (98 amino acids)
Cellular component (GO): mitochondrial inner membrane peptidase complex
Source: RefSeq, a predicted model, not a curated record
AUGGCGCCGCUCGUCCCCGUCUUCUCCGCCGAAACCCUCCCAGACCAUGUCAACACCGUCCGCCGCAAUUUCCAAGAGAAGCGCCGUAAAGGUCCCGCGAUCGAUCUGAAGGAGUGCGCGCUGCUGGAGAUGAUGCAGUACUCGUGCAACCCACCGCAAGAUGGAAUUCCGCAGCCGGGGGCGGUUGUCUGCAAACCAGUUGUGCGCUUAUUCCGGCGGUACGUCUUUACGGAACAAACGGCUGGGUCAACUACGAAGGGCAUUGCUGACGAGGCUGCAGAUGUGCUGGCGGAUUGA